Messenger RNA from Formica exsecta, 1632 nucleotides. RefSeq names its product UPF0454 protein C12orf49 homolog. NCBI's taxonomy places the organism in Eukaryota, Metazoa, Arthropoda, Insecta, Hymenoptera, Formicidae. The record is from RefSeq and is a predicted model, not a curated record. Gene Ontology annotation, biological process: positive regulation of SREBP signaling pathway. The transcript is spliced from 4 exons. The coding region runs from base 626 to 1615 and encodes 329 amino acids.
UUCUCUCUGAUAUCAUACAUCGCUGAUAUCUCAUUCUGUUUUAUAUUUUAAAUAUAAUAAAAUGCAGUUAAUUUAAACGCACGUAUAAUGUGAUUUUGCUUUUGAUAAUAUAUGAAAAGUGCAGCAAAACGAACUGUCAUAAUAUUGCACUUUAGAACUUUCUCUACUGGAAACUGGAAACGAGAUAAAUUAGGCGUUGGAGAAAGAAAGAAAGCGAAGAAUCAUCUGAGUGCAAAAACCUUGUGCUUUGUUUACUUGCUUUCUCAUGCGAUAAUAUUUUAACAAAAAUGCGUUGAAUUUUACGGUAAUCGAAACCGUUUUCGUGCAUUUCUUAUUGAAAUAAUGAAGCAUCGGUAGCGUGCAAAGGCUCAACAAAAUAAUGCUUGUGGUAUCCAAGAUAACAACAAUAUAACCUCUCUCUCUCUCUCUUUGUAUUUCUCUUCCACGAAUCUGUGAAUUUAAGAUUGCAUUUCAAUGUUCUCUUCGCGAUCGCUAAUCCUUCUCGCGAUCGUACACUCGUGAAUUUUUUACGAUACGAUGAUCACGCAAGUACUAUGUUCGGUGAUUGCGGGCGUGGAGAAUUCCAAGCUGCUUUGAGGAGCUGUUUACCAAAACAUCAGGAAGGAUGCCUGGAAGCUGCGCGAGUCUGAUUAGAUUAAUCAGACGACGAGUCGUUCUUGGACUCAUCUUCGCUCUGUCGUUGACGUAUUGUGCCUUUUCGCUAUUACGAAAUGAAAAGAAAGAUUCAUUGAGUCUAGACAGUGAUCUUGGCCAUAUGGAUCCUAUAAUGCUUAAUGAUAACAAUGAAGAUUUGAUGCCUGAUGAUAACAUGCUUCCAGAAGAGUUAAGUGUAUCCAGCAAACCUUUAUUAUGGCAAAUGGAAAUACCUGAUCGAGCGGAUAAUACAGGCAAUAUGGAUAUGGUCAAUUUAAAUGAGAACAAUGCUUCUACCCAGCCUUGUCGCAAUUCUGUUCAAGGAAAAGGGUUGAUAGUAGAUGAACGCGGCAUAGUAUGUUCAAGACACGAAGUUUUGCCAAAUGGAUGUUGUACAAUGGAGCUGAAACAAGCAUCAAAGAAUGAAGAGACUUUGUCCAUGGCCAAAAAAGAGAGAUAUAGUUGUAAAACGUGCAAUUCUCGAGGAUGCUGUACUAUUUAUGAAUAUUGCGUCUCUUGUUGCCUGCAUCCUGAUAAGUCAAUCCUACAAUUAAAAGGUCGAAAGUUAGCUUCCGCGAGGAUGCCAAAAGAUGAUGGGAGACUGCGUAUACGUAAUCCGGAUCGUUUUCAGAUUUGCUUAGCCGCCUGUCGAACAUCGAGCUCGAGCGUGCGACACGAGAAUACUUAUAAGGAUCCCCUUGCGAAGCAUUGUUAUGUCCCACAGCCGUUGAAUUCUCAGCGACAUCGACGCAAUUUUAAUUCAUUAAAUAAUAACGGCGACAAUCCCGCCGUUGUCGUUACUUCUUCUUCUGUAGUGAUGUUAUUUACCCACUUUUUUCCCGAAUGUUAUACCUUAUAUUGUCCAUUAAAUGAAUCCCAUGUUGACCUCUCUUUCUAUAUUAAUAUUAUUUCUAUCGAAACUAUGUUAACGUUUUAUGCCCGAUUAUUAUCCCUGCUUUGAGAUACAAUAGUUCGACC